AAGCACCUGUCUAUUUUGUUGGCGAGCAAAUAUUGUACUUCAUGCGCAGGCAAGGUUGUACGAAGCACAUGCAAAGGCGUCAAGCGACCAGCUGGAAAAAAAAGAUUUACAGGCCUAUCCUACUUCUAAUUCUACUCAGCAAUCAUGUGGACCCUGGACAAAAUGGAAUGACCCAUUGUAAGUUUUAAACGUAUGUGUGGAUGUGGCCCACUCUGACGAGAUGACGACAGCAAAAAAGGCACUCAAGAUAUUCGCGGGUGGCUUUGUGUUUGGGGUUGGUGGCUCACUCACGUUCUUUGACAAAGUCGGGUACUUUGCCACCGUGGACGGCAAAUCUAUGCAGCCGGUGUUCAAUCCUGUCCACGAGCCAAAACGAGACGUCAUCUUCCUCAACCACUGGGCCAUCAGGGACUACCAGGUGCAGCGAGGGGACAUUGUGUCAUUAGCAUCCCCUAGCCGUCCAGAUGAAGUUCUUAUAAAACGGGUGAUUGCGCUGGAAGGAGACACAAUUAAGACUUUGAGCUACAAGAACCGUUAUGUGACGAUACCGGAGGGCCAUUGCUGGAUAGAGGGAGACCACCACAGUGUCAGCCUCGACAGCAACUACUUCGGACCUGUUGCUCUGGGUCUGGUCCAUGCGCGAGCCUCUCACAUCAUCUGGCCCCCGCAUCGUCAGCAGCGUUUGGAGCCCAGACUCCCCCAGGACCGCCAACCCAUUGGUUUAUCACCAUCCCUGGUAGAGGAGCUACUGGAAGAGUACCAGGAGGUCGAGGACAUGAAUAUAUGAGACUGUGUCCACAAUUGGGUGAUUUGUGGCUGUGGAUUUACUUGCUUGCCAUUGAUGCAUUAUCAGUUAGCCACAGCCAUAAGCAUUGAUGCUAGCUGUUUGGGACACACCCUGAUGCUGCCGAUUAUAUUAGUGACAUCCUUGCCUGAUGCUUUUUUUAUCCAAAGAUACCAGUUGCAAAUUUCAUGGAAGUGCUUGGCUCAAGACUUUAUUAGGCUUAAAAACUACACUAGGCAGGCCUAGUAAAACUGGUCCCAGACCAGUCAGAGUGCACAACAAUUCUAUUUAAUUGAUCCAACCUAAUUCAGGGUAAUCCUAUAUGAUAUUACUUUCUUCACUGGCCUAAAAUCAGUCUAAGUCACCAGUGACUAGCCACUCGGUCAGUCGGUCAGUGAGAGUGGUACAAGGAGGACACUAGCCUGCCCUCUGGGACCAGCAAAAUGUUGGUAAGCAAAAACAGGUGUCCAGCCAAAGUAUCAGGUGGUGUAUACCAUGUACGUGAGUUUUCCUGCUCAUUUUUGCUCAGUACAUAAUGAUUUGCUUAGCCAGAGUUUCUGCGUUCGGAGCUUCCUGUAUUAUGACCCAGAUUGUAGCUGUGAAAUGCAUUACUAGUGAGCUUAUGUAACCGAUCAGUCCAUGUACCGCCCCAAACUGCCCUGCCUGUUACUUCCUGUACCGCCUCAAACCGUCCAAAACCG
Molecule: messenger RNA, 1485 nt
Organism: Patiria miniata (bat star)
Lineage: Eukaryota; Metazoa; Echinodermata; Asteroidea; Valvatida; Asterinidae
Gene: immp2l
Product: mitochondrial inner membrane protease subunit 2-like
Exons: 6
Coding region: 221-787 (188 amino acids)
Biological process (GO): mitochondrial respiratory chain complex assembly
Cellular component (GO): membrane; mitochondrial inner membrane peptidase complex
Molecular function (GO): serine-type endopeptidase activity
Source: RefSeq, a predicted model, not a curated record